Molecule: messenger RNA, 1888 nt
Organism: Bemisia tabaci
Lineage: Eukaryota; Metazoa; Arthropoda; Insecta; Hemiptera; Aleyrodidae
Source: RefSeq, a predicted model, not a curated record
CUGGUCUUGGCGAGUUCAGAAUCAGAGAUUUGAAUGAUGAAAUCAACAAACUAAUCAGAGAGAAAAGCCAUUGGGAAGCACAAAUUAAAGAAUUAGGUGGGCCAGAUUAUGCCAGAGUUGGUCCUCGGAUGUUGGACCAUGAAGGAAAGGAGGUACCAGGAAAUCGCGGUUACAAGUAUUUCGGAGCUGCAAAAGAUUUACCAGGAGUAAGAGAGUUAUUUGAGCAAGAGCCACCCCCUCCGCCACGGAAAACUCGUGGAGAGCUAAUGAAAGAUAUUGAUGCUGAUUAUUAUGGAUAUAGAGAUGAUGAUGAUGGCCUCCUCCUGCCAGCUGAGAUGACUGAAGAAAAAAAAGCCAUUGCCAAAGCUGUAGCUGAUUGGAAAAAUCGAGUAGAAUCAAUGGAAGUCGGCGAGGAAAGUGAUACAGAAGAGGUUGAGAAAAGCCGUUUGCAAGCAGAAAGCGGUGAUUCUAGUGAGAAUGAAGGUGAAGAGGAUGCAGGGCUUCAAAACGAGCUCAGUGGAUCUAAAUUUAUUGCUCAUGUCCCGGUUCCAUCUCAAAAACAAAUAGAACAAGCACUCAUCGAAAGGAAAAAGCAGGAGCUUCUGAACAGGUAUGCCAGUGAAGCUCUCGUGAAAGAAGAAGAAAGUGCAAAAGAACUACUUGGUAUCAAUGAAACUAAAAACAGUUGAUCUGUUAUUCCUCUCAUUCACUAAAGCAUAGUUUUCACUUUGUAAGCAACUUUGAAAAUUGGUUAUAGUACAUUUUGAGACUAAAGCGGAUAUCAGAGCAAACCGAUUAAUUGUUCCCUUUUCCAGGUACCAUUGAGAAAUAUUUAAAACAUUACUAUGUAUAAUACAGAAAGAGAAUAAUUGACUUUCUUUCAAAUAAUAAAAAUAUUUAUUAGUAAUGCAAAUAUUUGAGGCUUUUUGAAGCAAAGUCCAUUUUACUGAUGAGCGGGCAUCCCAUACGAAUACUAGCGUCAAGGGACUCGUCAAGAAACUGGACUGUGCUCCUUUUGCCUCAAAAUGCCUCAUUGAUGAAUCAUGUGAAUAGCACAGGUAAUUUAAAACUAAGUGCUAACUGUUUUAGCCCAUGAAUCGAGCUCUGCUGCAUGAAUUUUGUGAAAGUUUAAAAGAAUAUGUCUCCACUAGUGUAAUAUAUUAAGAUACAGAGAAACUUUGCCAUGGCAGGAAAUUUUUUCACUACCAAUAUGCCUGCAAUAUUUUGGGAUGUCAAGUGCCAAUAUUAUGAAAAGUUAACAUACUUUGGGUGAAGUAACGCACCCUCACAACCUCAAGCCUACCUAUCCAUCCAUGCAAAAUAAACUUCUCUUACUUUAUUUUUGUAUGUUAAAUGCUGCUACUGUCUGUCAGUAUUACAAAAAAAUACGAUAAACAGUUUAGUUUGCUGGCUAUCACUAACCCAUUGUACCAAUUCAGUUUUAAAUUUAUUUCCAGAAUCAAAUUCAAAAUGAGGAUGAUUACAUGUAGAAAGUACUGCCACUAGGUUGAAUCAAAUUGUAUGACAGGGCUUCUUUCCAAAAGAAUUUGUUUUAGUAGUAGAAUUGGCAUCGUCAAUUCUAUCUGAACAAAAUGGUCUAAUAUCAUGCACUUAUUAAUUCCUUGUAUGUUUUCAUUUUGUAUAGAAUUUAGGCUUAUUUGGACGUAUUUCUGCCAAACGGAACUAUGUGCAUUAAGGCAUGAGCCCUGAGACCCAUAAGAAUAUAUGCAUAACAGAGCUCACGUCAUAAUGCACAUAGUUCUGUUUGGCAGAAAUACGCUCAUUUAAUCAACUGUGAUGAUGUAAAAUGUUUUCAUUUAAUGAGGUUUUCAUGUAUGUAGUUAUUUUGUACCUAAUUACAAGAUCUUUUUUUGUGUCAAAAACCCAA